AGCUUAGCGAAAUGUAAACCCUUGCAUUAUCGGCGCUCCGCCAAAUGUGCUCGGGUCUUGUCGAUUUCCGUGGUGAAAAGCCGGGGAAUCAUGUCUUCGGCUGCCGAUCGGAGCAGCAGGGGUCUCGCAGCCAUCGUGGGCUGCCUUGUGAGCGAUGCAGCAGCCCAGCCUCUACACUGGAUCUACAACUUGGACAAACUGGAUUCCAUCGUUGGAUCGAACACCGACUCUCUGGAAUUCUGGGAACCAUCGCAGAAUCCCUACUAUCGCAUCGAGACUGGGCGGGGGACUGCAUAUGCGGACCACACGAUCGCGUUAAUGGAGUCGCUAGUGGCGUGCGAAGGGUAUGACAAGGCCGACUUCGGGGAUCAUCUCCAGGCAAUGUUUGGUCCGGGCACCGACUACGAUAACGACCUCAACAAGACCUUUGUCCUGAAGAGUGGUGUCCAGUCGGGGUACCCGAUCAACGGGCCGUGGAGACCCAAGGCGAUCAAGGACUUCCUGGCUAAUCGAGCGGAGGGCAAGGAGAGGACAGGAAGUGACCAUAUGCACGAUAUGCAUGCAGUGGUCGGGGUAGUGCCCAUGGUGGCCCUCUACGCGGGCAGGAGCGACAUGCUGGAGAAGGUGGAAGAGUCCAUCGCCGUGGUGACCGAGGUUGAGGAGGCGAUUGUCGUUGGUUUGGCCGCUGCCAGAGUCCUGGAGCAAUUUAUCCUCAACCCUGACAUGGACGGGGACGCGGCCCUAACAGCCGUCAUGACGGACCUGGCCAGUCCGAGUCGGAACAACCCCACUGACCUGGACCGAGCUGUCAUCGGUCAGCUGAAGAAGGUGAUGGACAAGAAAGCUUGCGAGCACCGUGAAGCGGCACAGAAAUACUUCCUGAAUAACUUACCAGGGGCCUUCCAGUCGGCCCUGCAUUGCCUGGUGAACCACUCGGAGCUAGCACCAGCCGUCCGGACCACCAUGAUGGCCGGGGGAUGCAAUGCCAGCCGCUCUGGGUUCAUCGGGGCUUGCCUCGGGGCACGGAAUGGCCUUCAAGGUAUUCCAGAGACGUGGAAAUCCAAGACUCUGGCCUACCCCAGAAUCCUGGAGCUUUCUCGGAAGCUCGUGGCAAUCCAACCGACCGAUUAAGUCUGGUCCUCCAGCUGGGCAAGUGCAAUGGCGUAUCAUCCCGAGACUCUCUGGAGAAUUGAUGAUGAAAUUGGAGCAAAUGCAUUCACUGUGCGCCUCCGAUUUCUGACGGCUGUCUCCUCUGUUUCACGAAAAUACCCCCCCCCACAUCCACCGGCUGAAUUUGGUACCCCUGCUUUUCAGAUGCAUCUUUGUUUCUGAAUGGCAUCUUAAUCAGCAUGAUCUGGUCCUUCUUUGAAACAUUUUUUCUUUUAAUUUAUGUGACACCAUUGUUUCUAUGCUUAUAGCGAUUUAUAUUGUAAGACGUCUUUUUGUCAGAGAUGCCAUUUUCAAGGAGCGUUAUAAGGCUGUUCCGAUUAUUCAAUCGAUCAUCGAAUAUUCGAAUAAUAUUUUUUGAAUUUGAAUAUUAAUAUGCAAAUUAAUGAAAAGGGAGAAUUUUCUUUUGCU
Messenger RNA from Acanthaster planci (crown-of-thorns starfish), 1578 nucleotides. RefSeq names its product crystallin J1A-like. The record is from RefSeq and is a predicted model, not a curated record. NCBI's taxonomy places the organism in Eukaryota, Metazoa, Echinodermata, Asteroidea, Valvatida, Acanthasteridae.